UUCAAAACCUUUCAUGAGUCUUUGCGCGGACUGUGGUUUUAGUGAUCGUGAGCUGCACCCCUACUCUUAAGCCUCGGCCUGUUGUGCUCAGCUUACCAAAGCUUAAUUCUGAGCAAACUGGCUUCUUCACCUGAUGACAACAACAGUCCACAGGAUUGCCAUCCAUGGUUUCUGCCCUAAUCAAGACUGUAUCAUCCUAUAUUGAAAAGAUUUGCAAAGGAAUGUUUACAAAGAAAUUGGCAAAUCAGAUAAAGAAGAAAGAAAGAAGCGACAACAAAGAGCCCAAAUUGACCACAGAUUCACAAGCACACAACCCAAAUAUAUCUACCACUCUGAAGACAACGGUCAAAAAGAUAUCCAAAUGCUCUUCGGCACGUAACAUAUCGCUUGAAGAGGACGACGGAACAAACGACUGCUCCUCUCUGUCACCGACUUUCAGUUAUCGUGUAGCUAUAGCAAAUGGACUCCCUAAAAACUCUAUUUUUUUGAAUAAUAAUGAAAGUAUCUUUCCAGAGGUUCAUUCGAUUGACAGUACCUACUCAGACUUUUUGAGUGAGACAAAACCUGUCCGGAGACUGCAUGAGCAUAAAUCACACACUAUGCCUGUAAGACGAAACAGGAAGAGCCUCAUCAGUUUGGCUCCUUCUGAUGGCAGUUCUGAGGGUGAACGAGUGGAACGCUCCAGUUUACAAACACUGAGACUGGGUGCUCUACGCAAGUUGAGAAAAUGGAAAAAGAGCCAGGAAUGUGUCUCUUCCGACUCCGAGGUGAGCAAUUGGAGGAAAACCCUGGGAAUCCGCAGCAAAUCCUUGGACCGUGCUGGACGGCAGCAAAAAAGCUCAACCUUGGAACCUGGUUCCUCAUCCACAGGUUGCAUAAGUCAGACCCAGGAUGUGAUGGAAAUGAUUUUCAAGGAGCUUCAGGGAAUCAGCCAGAUAGAAACAGAAUUGUCUGAGCUUCGUGGUCAUGUAAAUGCCCUAAAGAGCUCCAUUGAUGAAAUCUCCAGCAGUGUUGAAGUAGUACAGAGUGAAAUUGAGCAGCUUCGAUCAGGAUUUGUCCAGUCUAGAAGAGAAACACGUGAUAUUCAUGACUACAUAAAACAAAUUAGCCACCAAGCCAAUAAUUCAACCUUGCGAUUCCUCAAUGUUCCUGAAGAAAGGUUAGAGAAAACAGAGAGUCUAAUAUAUAAAUUACUUAAAGAAAAAAUGGGCUUUGUAGAUGCCCAUAAAACAAUUAAAAUUGAACUGGCUCAUAGGUUAGGGCAGCAAAGAGAAUGUUCUAAUGCAAAACCUCGUCCUAUCAUUGUUAUUUUUGCAACACCCCAAGAUAGGGAUAUAGUCUUGAAAAAAUGCUACAAACUUAAAGGAACAGGCAUUACCGUCUCUACUGAUAGCCUAACUCAUGAUGGAAAAGAGAGAAAAGACAAAUCAAUGUCAUCCUCACAAACAUAUGAAAGCAUGGACAUAAAGGUAUCAGGAAAGGAUAAAGUAGUGGAGAGUGAUGAUUGGGACUCAAUGGACAGUGAUAAAGAACUUGAUGAAUUGAGCAGAAAUAAAUAUGCAAUGGUCAUUUCAAAGCCUGCUCAUAAGACCAAAUCAGAGAAGAGGAGGUCCCAUGACCAUGCCCGGUCAGGAGAUGAAGCAGGCUUCUCAGGCACUGUUCACUAUGCUGAUGACUCUUACUAUGAUUCAGACAAGCAUGCAAAGGCUUACUACUCUGAUUUGACCCCAGGCUGGCUCUCCCAGAGUGACUAUUCAACCCCAAAACUUAGUCGUUCUGAGUCUGACUGCUCAAAACUUUGCCAGUCAUACUCAGAAGAUUUUUCAGAGAGUCAGUACUUUACACGCGCAAAUGGCUGCUCCUUGCUGUCCUCCUCAGAUCAGGAACUGUGGCAGAGAAAGCAAGAGGACAUGGCUUCUUCUUGGUAUGCAAGCUCCAGUCUCCCUCUCGGCCAUGAUAAUCAAACUUAUGAGCAUAAUGAGGCUGAAACUACAGAAACUGUUGAUAGUGGGGUUAGCAAUGGACUUAUCUGCAUGUCUGGGGAUAGAAGCCACUACAGUGGCUCUCAGCUGUCUUUACAGGGUGACCUAUCACCAUGGAAAGACUGGCAUCAACUGGAACAGGGGGCAGAUUCUGGCUUGGAAGCCUCAAUAGAAGUUAGCAGCCCUUUUGACCCGUCAACCAUCCCUGGUUUUCCAGAGAAGAUCACUAAAUGUCAAGAGGUUGAUUUGCAGUUUGAGGGUGAUGAGGAGUUCAUGAUGCUUGAUAGAGAACCCUCCUUGCCUCCUAUAACCACCCACAUUAUUCCUCCUGUAACAGAACGAGAAUCUGUCAAGCCUUCUGCUCGGCAGUCAAAAGAAGAUGUAAGAUCUAAGAUAAUCACAAAAGAAAACACAAAGGUGUCAUCCAAAGAUGUCCCUAAAUCAACAACUAAAGUGGGACAUAAACAAAGUAAAUCUGCUCCUAAAGAUGAACCCCCCAAAAUAAUACCAAAGGAAAGUCCCAAGGUAUCUGCAAAGAUCUCGCCAAAGGUGACAUCUAAAGCAAUCCCUAAAGACUUACCUAAAGAGAUAUCAAAAUCAAUAGUUAAAGAGAGCUCUAAAGCAAUCCCUAAAGACUUACCUAAAGAGAUAUCAAAAUCAAUAGUUAAAGAGAGCUCUAAAGCCAUUCCUAAAGACAGUCCUAAAGUCACACAAAAAGAAACCACAAAGCCCAUUGUUAAGGAAGUGUCCAAAGUAACAGCCAAAGUAAGUUCGAAUGAUGCUGUUAGGGUCACUGCUAAAGUCACCCCAAAAGACAGUCCUAUAGUGACUCCCAGGGAUAGUCCCAAAGACUCACCUAAAGAGAGCCCUAAAAUAACCCCAUUUGACACCCCUGUCUUAACCCCUGACUCAACCCCUAAAGAGUCUCCAAAAGAGUCUCCAAAAGAGUCUCCUAAAGACUCUCCUAAAGUAAUUGCUAAAGAACCCUUACAAGUUGCAUCUAAAGAAAGUGUAAAAGUUGCCAUGAAAGAGGUUACCAAAGAACCUUCAAAUGUCCUCUCAAAAGAAGUCCCAAAAGAGAUUCCUAAAGAAGGACCUAAAGAGAUGGGGGCAAAAGAAGUUUCGAGGAUUGCACCUAAAGAACCUCCAAAAGUAGCCCCUGCAGAGAGCCCCAAAGUGACUCCCAAAGAGGCCCCUAAAGUUGCUCCAGCAGAAGCCUCCAAAGAAGUAACUAAGAUAACUUCUAAAGAUGUCACUAAGGAUACUCCAAAAAUGGGUCCCAAAGAAAAAUUCCCUGAACUGGAUGUUAAUCAUAGCUUUCACCAGGCCCCGAGCAAAUCUUCAAGCAUGUACCGCAGCCAGAGUGAGAUUCGAACAGAAAAAGUUGAAGAGGUUCCAAAGUCUUGGAGCAGUAGACUUAGUAUUGAUCUUAGUGAGAAGUCCUUUGGUUUUGGCUUUGGUUCCACUCUUCAGAGAGCCAAAUCAGCUCUUGAGGUUGUUUUGAAGUCUGGCUCACAGACUACCCCUGCUCCUCCGGAGGAAACAACCAAUUCAUCUUCCUCAUUUAUGGGACGUUUCCGCACCAUGUCCACGUCCUCUACAAAUAAUUCUGGUACUGCAGCAGACGAAGAUGUCCAUCAAGAGCCUGUCUUUUAUAAGGCAGAAGAAGAGAAAACAGCAGAAAUUGAAGAACAACCAGUUGAUAGUGAAACCGACUAUGUAGAAGUAAUGGAGCAGGUACUCGCUAACCUGGAGAACAGGACUAAUGCUAAUGACACUGAAGAGACAGAUGAUCUUGCACAAGAGUGUGAGACUUCUCAGGAUUAUGAUGUGUCUGAUGAGAUUGAGACCUCUCAAGACAAUGAUGCCUUUCAGGAUAUUGAGGCUUCUCAAGAUUUUGAAGCCCCUGUUGAAGAUGAUGAUAUGAGUACAGAGCCAAAGGUUCUGGAGUAUGAUUGCAGUUUGGAUGAGCAGUAUGAUGAAGAAUAUGGUGACGACUAUGAAACCCAACUCACUGAGGACAAUGCUGGCUAUGAUGCAAUGGUCGAAUAUGUUGAUGUUGAAGAACCGGAUGAGACAGAAGAAAAUGACGUGACAGAAGAGAUGGAGGAGGGUGAUGAGGAAUUAGAUGAGGUAGAGGAGAUUCCAGAGGAAGCUGUUGAGGUCUCUGAAAAGGUGAAACUGAAAGAGGAGGAUGAAAACAAAAAUGUUCCAGAGGAGAAGCCUGUGGAGGCACCACCCAAGAAGCGUGUUCGACCCACAUUCAAGGAGGCAGCACUGAGAGCCUACAGGAAACAGAUGGCUGAACUUGAGCAGCAAAUUCUGGCCGGAGACACCAGUGCUUUGGAUACCCAGCCUCGCAGUAUUUUGGAUCCCAAAAUCCUCGGUUUGCAGACUGGAGGGGCUGGCAGCAUUCUUUAUGGUAUUGACAGCAUGCCAGAUUUACGCCGCAAGAGGACAGUGCCUCUUGUCCGAGACCUGGCAGGCAUCUCGUUCGCUCUAGUGAACCGGUCCACCCUAAAUAACGAGGAACUGAAACUCCACGUCUUCAAGAAGACUCUCCAGGCCCUGAUCUACCCGAUUUCAUCCACAACCCCCCACAACUUCGAGGUGUGGACGGCGACGGCGCCCACCUACUGCCAUGAGUGCGAGGGUCUCCUGUGGGGCAUCGCGCGCCAGGGCAUGCGCUGCUCAGAGUGUGGAGUUAAAUGUCACGAGAAGUGCCAGGACCUGCUCAACGCAGACUGUUUACAAAGGGCCGUGGAGAAGAGCUCUAAGCACGGCGCAGAAGACAAGACCCAGAACAUCAUCAUGGCGAUGAAGGAGCGCAUGAAGAUAAGGGAGAAGAACCGUCCGGAAGUGUUCGAGGUGAUCCAGGAGAUGUUCCAGAUCUCCAAAGAAGACUUUGCCACCCACCUGAAAACAGCCAAGCAGGCCGUGCUGGACGGGACGUCCAAGUGGUCCGCCAAAAUCAGCAUAAUAGUCAUGAGUGCUCAGGGCUUACAGGCCAAGGAUAAAACCGGCUCCAGUGACCCGUACGUCACCGUCCAGGUGGGCAAGACCAAACGCAGGACCAAGACCAUCUUUGGAAACCUCAACCCUGUCUGGAAUGAGAAGUUCUUCUUCGAAUGCCACAAUGCCACCGACCGCAUAAAGGUGCGCGUCUGGGACGAGGACGACGACAUCAAGUCCCGGGUGAAGCAGCACUUCAAGCGCGAGUCGGACGACUUCCUGGGCCAGACCAUCAUCGAGGUUCGCACGCUCAGCGGAGAGAUGGACGUCUGGUACAAUCUGGAUAAAAGAACCGACAAGUCUGCGGUAUCUGGUGCCAUCAGACUCAAGAUCAGUGUUGAGAUGAAAGGGGAGGAGAACGUGGUUCCUCCUCACGGCCAGUACACUUGUCUACACGAGAACCUGUUCCACUACUUGACCGAGGAGAAGAGCAACGGCGUGGUGAAGAUCCCGCAGGUGAAAGGGGACGACGCGUGGAAGGUCUACUAUGACGACGUGUCCCAGGAGAUAGUGGAUGAAUUCGCCAUGCGAUACGGAGUGGAGUCCAUCUAUCAGGCCAUGACGCAUUUCUCGUGUCUAUCUGCCAAAUACAUGUGCCCCGGGGUCCCGGCAGUGAUGAGCAACCUGCUGGCUAAUAUCAACGCUUACUUUGCUCACACGACUACAACCACAACAACCACUGCCUCCGCCUCCGACAGAUUUGCCGCCUCCAACUUUGGGAGGGAGAAAUUUGUGAAAUUGCUGGACCAGCUGCAUAACUCAUUGAGGAUUGACCUUUCUAAAUACCGGGAUAAUUUUCCUGCAGGAAAUCCUGAGCGUCUUCAGGACCUGAAGUCCACCGUUGACCUGCUGACGAGCAUCACAUUCUUCAGGAUGAAGGUGCAAGAGCUGCAGAGUCCGCCCAGAGCCAGCAUGGUGGUCAAGGACUGCGUGAAAGCCUGUCUGGAUUCAACAUACAAAUACAUUUUUGACAACUGUCAUGAACUGUACAACCAGCUUCUUGAUCAGAGCCGGAAGCAGGAUCUUCCCAGAGAGGAACAAGGUCCAUCCAUAAAGAACCUGGACUUCUGGCCAAAACUCAUCACUCUCAUGGUGUCAGUAAUCGACGAGGACCGUACAGCCUACACCCCAGUCAUUAACCAGUUUCCACAGGAGGUGAGUGUGGGCAAGAUCAGUGCAGAGAUCACGUGGAGCCUCUUCGCCCUGGACAUGAAGUAUGCAAUGGAAGAGCACGAUAAGCACCGGCUAUGCAAAAGCACCGAAUACAUGAAUCUUCACUUCAAAGUCAAAUGGUUCCAUAAUGAGUAUGUCCGUGACAUACCGGCCUUCAAGGAUGUAUCACCUGAGUAUUCUCUGUGGUUUGAGCCGUUUGUCAUUCAGUGGCUUGAUGAGAAUGAGGAUGUUGCCAUGGAUUUCCUUAAUGGAGCACUUGGAAGAGACAAAAAAGAUGGCUUCCAGCAGACCUCAGAGCACGCCCUGUUCUCCUGCUCCGUGGUGGACGUGUUCACUCAGUUGAACCAGAGUUUUGAGAUUAUCAAGAAGCUGGAAUGCCCGAACCCACAGGCUCUGGCUCACUUCAUGUGCCGCUUCGCAAAGACUAUCAACAAAGUUCUUCUGCAAUAUGCUGCAAUCAUUUCCAAGGACUUUCCAUUGUAUUUGAAUAAAGAGAAUGUGCCCUGCAUCAUCCUCAACAACAUCCAGCAGCUCCGCGUCCAGCUGGAGAAGAUGUUUGAGUCCAUGGGCGGCAAACAGCUGGACGCUGAAGCCGGCGACCUGCUGAAGGAGCUGCAGAAUAAGCUCAACACAGUUCUGGAUGAACUAAGCGGAGUGUUCGGCUCCAGUUUCCAACCUGUGAUCGAGGACUGCGUGAAGCAGAUGAACCAGGAGCUGGUUCAGAUGAAAGGCUCGGCCAAAGGGAGCAACGCUGCCAUGGAUGCAGAGAGCGUCCUCCGACCUCUCAUGGAGCUUCUUGAUAAAAAUCUGAUGUUAUUUGCCAAGAUCUGCGAGAAGACAGUGCUAAAGCGAGUCCUCAAAGAGCUAUGGAAGAUUGUGCUGAACACCAUCGAGAGAACGAUUGUUCUGCCUCCGCUGAGUGACCAGAGCCAGCAAGGAGCGCAGAUGAUCUUCAGCGCUGCCAAGGACCUGGGACAGCUGUCCAAACUGAAGGAGCAUGUCACUCGAGAGGAAGCCAGGAGUCUGACCCCACGCCAGUGUGCUGCCAUGGACCUCGUGCUUCCUACUAUCAAGCAAUACUUCCAUGCGGGAGGAAAUGGGCUGAAGAAAACCUUCCUGGAGAAGAGCCCUGAUAUGAAGUCCCUCAAGUAUGCUCUCAGCCUUUACACUCAACCUACAGAUGCCUUGAUCAAGAAAUAUAUAUGCACCCAAACUUCUCAAGCUCAGUCAUCCAAUGGAACAGUGGGGGAGGCGUCAAUGCAAGUGAAUCUCAUCUCUCACCCUGGCACAGGAGAGCACAAAGUCAGCGUGAAGGUGGUUGAAGUGAACAACCUCAACUGGCAGACCAACGCCAUGUUCCGGCCAUUUGUUGAGGUCAACGCCGUCGGUCCACACUUAACCGACAAGAAGCGCAAAUUCAGCACCAAGACCAAGAAUAACAACUGGUCACCAAAGUACAACGAAACAUUCCAGUACGUUCUGAGCAACGAACACGGCCCAGAAGCCUACGAGCUGCACAUCUCAGUGAAAGACUACUGCUUCGCCCGCGAGGACCGCGUCAUCGGCAUGUCGGUCAUCCAGCUCCGAGAGCUGGCGGACAAGGGCAGCUGCUCGGCCUGCUACCCGCUGGUGAAGAGCAUCUCCAUGGACGAAACGGGCCUCACCAUCACCAGGAUACUCUCCCAAAGGACCCACGACGAAGUGGCCAAAGAGUUUGUGCGUCUCAAGACGGACACGCGUUCGGCGGAGGAAGUGUCAUAAUGUGGAGCAAAAAAAAUGCAGUAUUGAGUCUGUCGUCGUCAGUCAGAGACAGAGAGCAAGCGAUGGGGGAAGAUUGAGCUGUAGCAACAGUUGUUAGUUUGGGAUAAACGCUGGGAACAGCAUCAGAAUCAGAUUGUCCAAAGAUGAGCAAAGGAGGCCCGGACAUGGCGAGGCAGCAAGAGUGAGAGAGAGAGAGAGUUGUGUUUGUUUGUUUGUUUGUUUUUGUGCAUGUGCGUAAAACAUCUGUUGGAAUGUUCAUUUUAAAACUACAGUAUGUACAAGUGUUUACUUACCGUAUGCUUACUAUUAAGUACUAUAUUCUACGAGUUAUGUUAAUGAGACAUGAUACCUUUUGUACAACAUUUAGUCUUUUUGAACAGAGAUUUGUUCCAAUGAAGUGCCAAACCAGUGAAAAAAAAAGAAAAAGAACAACAUCAACGUAUAUGAAUUAUGGUGAAGUUAGUAUGUUGAAAUCUGCUCGAUUAUUUUGUCCGGUGUUAGUCAUUUUCUGACUGUGUGGCGUUUUGAUUGUUGCAAAGUCGUUCAUUUUGCACCCUCGUUUUUUGGCUUCAUGUUCUUCCACACGGCACUGUUGUGCAUGUCCUCUUCUCGGUCAUGUCUCUCCCUCGGUUCCUCAGUGACCGCUGAGCAGGCUCCUGUCCCCCUUGCCUUCAAACACUUUGUAUUUUAAGUCAACCUGAAAACAGACCAUGUUUUUUUAAACGGCGAUGACUGCUAUGUAAACCUUCAUAGGUGUUUGUAAUUUUAUAACCAUUAAACAAUGACAACAGCCUCCAGUGCUAAAAGUCUUAGCAGAAAGGGUGGAAAUGUUCUCUUUUUCUUAGUUUUUUUGUUUUUUUUUUAAUCCUUAUUCUGUUUUUUAAUUAUUAGCUUCCAGCCUUUCUGAACGACCACUGUGAACAUGAGCUAUGGAAGGUAAGCUUACAUAACAUUGCUGACAGUUUUGACUAUAUUUUUAGUUCAUAUUUUACCCGUACUCCCUUUGUUCCUCAGAAACUGCCAAAGUUGCAUCAGACAUUUGUACUGUCAUAUAUAUAUAUAUAUAUAUAUAUAUAUAUAUAUAUAUAUAUAGUUGAUAUGGUGGUACCUUUAGAUUUUAUCUGUUUUAAUUUCCUGCGAAGCUGUUAUGAAAGUUGCACAUGUUAAUUUAUACAUUCACACUUCUGUCACUGAAAUUAUUUUUCUUCAUAAAGGAAAGAGUCUAACAUUUGGUAAAUAUGCAACAUUCCUAUGUAUUGCACUGAUGGCGAAUUGUAUGUCAUGUAAAUAUAUUUAGUGAGAUAUUGUACAAAAGUCUACUUUUCUUCUAUGUGCAUAAAGUAUGUGCA
Molecule: messenger RNA, 9277 nt
Organism: Cololabis saira (Pacific saury)
Lineage: Eukaryota; Metazoa; Chordata; Actinopteri; Beloniformes; Belonidae
Gene: unc13c
Product: protein unc-13 homolog C
Exons: 31
Coding region: 165-7928 (2587 amino acids)
Biological process (GO): synaptic vesicle maturation; synaptic transmission, glutamatergic; presynaptic dense core vesicle exocytosis
Cellular component (GO): neuromuscular junction; terminal bouton; plasma membrane
Molecular function (GO): calmodulin binding; syntaxin-1 binding; calcium ion binding
Source: RefSeq, a predicted model, not a curated record